UCAAGAAAGAGAGAGAGAAGGAGAUUAAUGGAGUACUAUAGUAGCAGUGAUCAAGGGUUUUUGGAAGAAUUAAUGGCUUUGAAAACUCAUGAUCCUUUUUGGGAAUCAACAACAUUACACCCAAAACCUGAUUUCAUCUUCAACAAUGAGAAUGGAUGGGGUGGUUUUGAUUCUUUAAACCAAAACCCAUUAAUAACCAAUAAUCAUCUACCUCAUUUCUACAAUCAUGUUCAAACCAGUCUUCAUCAAGAUUUCUCAUCCUCUUUCCCUCUAAUUUAUCAUGAUGAUCAUGACCAUGACCAUUCUAUGAAUUCACUCACCACCAAAACUGAAACCCAUCCUUUGAUUCCAACCCAUGAUUAUGAAUUGGCUGAUCUCGAUUAUUACCCAUUUUCCAUGCCUGAAGAUUUCGACCCAUUCUGUAAAACUGAGCCGGUUCAAGCACCCCAACAACAGACUGAUUUAGGGAGAAAGGGAAAAGUGAAGAAGAUUGAUGGGCAGCCAUCAAAGAAUCUCAUGGCUGAGAGAAGAAGGAGAAAGCGUCUCAAUGAUCGUCUCUCCAUGCUCAGAUCGGUUGUUCCAAAGAUCAGCAAGAUGGACAGGACAUCUAUACUUGGGGACACCAUAGACUAUAUGAAGGAAUUGAUAGAGAGAAUCAAUAAUUUGCAGGAGGAAAUUGAAGUGGGUCCUGAUGAACAACAACAACAGCAACAACAAUUCAGCUGCAUCUUCUCCAAGGACGAAUUGAAGCCCAAUGAAGCAUCUUCCUCCUCUUCCUCUUCAACCUCUUUCAUGAUCAGGAAUUCACCUAAGUUUGAUGUGGAGAGCAGCAGUAACAAGGAAACAAGAAUUGAGAUAUGUUGUGCUCCAAAGCCAGGAUUAUUGCUGUCAACAGUCAAAACACUUGAAGCAUUAGACCUUGAGAUUCAACACUGUGUCAUUAGCUGCUUCAAUGACUUUGCAUUCAAAGCUUCUUGCUCUCAGGAACUGGAGCAGAGUGGAAUAAUGAGCUCAGAAGACAUCAAGCAAGCACUGUUCAGAAAUGCAGGAUAUGGAGGAAGGUGCUUGUAAUUCAGUUUUUAUUUUUUGCCACUGUUGAGAGUAAGAGAAUCAGGUCAGGUGAGGUCUGUAGAAGGAGGAGUCUGGUGCUCUUUUUUGGUUCAAAAUGUACAACAAUAAGUGGUUUGUAAUAUUUUUUUGGGUUAAAAUCUAAAUAUAUAUAUGUCAGAUUCUCUCUAGGACCAUUUUCUGCUAUUUACCAGAUUCAAGUGCGCACAUGCCAUUUUCUGCUAUUUACCCCUUCUUCUUCACAUGCUUCAACAGAACCAGAACCAGACUACUUGGCUAGAGUCUCUGGAGAUACAAACACUCACAGAGAUAUUCUUCCCAUUUACAGUAUUUCCUAUUCAACAUGGAAUUUCUUGGAAUGCUCA
Impatiens glandulifera is the source of this 1433-nucleotide messenger RNA. RefSeq names its product transcription factor bHLH93-like. The record is from RefSeq and is a predicted model, not a curated record. Gene Ontology annotation, cellular component: nucleus. NCBI's taxonomy places the organism in Eukaryota, Viridiplantae, Streptophyta, Magnoliopsida, Ericales, Balsaminaceae. The transcript is spliced from 4 exons. Gene Ontology annotation, molecular function: protein dimerization activity; sequence-specific DNA binding; DNA-binding transcription factor activity. Bases 28 to 1071 code for a protein of 347 amino acids. Gene Ontology annotation, biological process: regulation of DNA-templated transcription.